AUGCACUGGUUUAAUGGGACAUCCCAGUCUUCUGACCACCAAAGUAAUGACAUUCCGCCGGUUCAACAAAAUGAAGUAGACUUGAUUGUCCAUAAUUUCAAGGAGAACUUUAUCCUACCACUAACCCAGUAUAUAGAGUCAGGAGAAGGACAAGAUAAGAUAAAAGAGUUACACGCGAUAAGCAUUUACUCAGAAUGGAAGGAACUGCCAAACUUUUUGUUCAGGAUCAUGUUUUUUCCUGUAUGUCCACACUCUGAAGGUGGCACGUCUCUCUCCCAAUUCAAGAUUUCAGCAUAUGUUGAGGCAAAAAGGAAGGGUGAUUGGCCCGAAAAUUGGGUUUGCUACGGCACAAGGUUCUGCAUUUUUGUUGUUAACCAUAAGGAACUUUCAUCGACUAUUUUUAAGAAGGAUUCCUUUAACUUCUCCAAAACAGAAACAGAUAGAGGUUGGCAAGGUAUACUAUCCCAUUUGCAGGUUUUAGAGAACGGGUUCCUCAAUGAAGCUGGAGAUUUAGUCAUCAGGGCGGGUGUAUACCCAGUAGGUGCGGAGGUCGAUCGGUCGUCUCGUGACUCCUCCUACAAUUGUCGCGAGGCUACUGGGUUUGUUGGCCUACAAAAUCACGGUGCUACAUGCUAUAUGAAUGCUUUGCUUCAGAGCUUGUAUAGCAUAACCAAAUUUAGAAAGGCAGUUUAUAAAUUGUCAUUUCGCCCAGAUGAAAUGAUCGGUACAAAGUCGUAUGAAAUAAUCAAAAGAUUGGAAUCAAACACAUAUAAUAAUGCAGCUAACUCAAAAAACAACAAACGUAAAUCAAAUUACAGUCAUGAAUAUGAAGACUCGGCACAUUCCAAUAUGGAUAUUGACGAAGACCUUGAUGAAAAAGAUUGUUGUACCCUUCUCUUCGAGGAAGAAGAGGAAAAAAGGAAAGUUCCGUGUGUUGGUUUAGCCUUGCAGAAUCUUUUCUACAAUCUUAAGUAUGCAGAAGAUUCACCACCCUGUAAGGAACUUAUGAAAUCUUUUGGAUGGGAUUCAUCAGAUAUGUUCACACAACAAGAUUCUCACGAACUUUUAAAACUGCUCUUGGACAAAAUGGAGGAACAAAUGAAGGGAACCCCUGUUGAAGGAUCUGUGAAAAACAUUUUUGAGGGUGAAAUGGAAACAUACAUAGAAUGCAUUGAUAUUGAGUUCAAAUCAUCUAGAAAAGAAACAUUUGAGGACAUACAACUUGAUGUUCAAGGAUGUGAUAAUAUAUAUGACUCAUUAAAGAAGCUUACAGAGCCCGAACUUCUUUCUGGUGAUAAUAUGUACGAAGCAAAGGGACAUGGAAAACAACGAGCAAACAAGGGAAUUAGGUUUUUAAAAUUCCCACCCGUGUGUUUGUUCUUGCUAAAAAGAUUCACUUUUGACCUACAACGUAUGGAUACUGUAAAAUUGAAUAGUAGAUUUGAGUUUUAUAAAACAAUUGAUUUGUCAACAUUUUGUCCAAACGCUGGGGAGUACGUUUUGCAGGCCGUCUCUGUACACCAUGGUUCCAUAAACAGUGGACACUAUUAUGCCUUUACAGCAUCAGAUAAAGGGGAAUGGUUUAGGUUUGAUGAUGAAAUCGUCUCCAAGGUUAGCGAGUAUGCUGUAAUUGGUGAUAAUUUUGGUGGAGAAGAACCUGAUUGUCAGAAUUAUUUUACUUCUGAGAACAAUCCAUACAAAUCGUAUAGACGUCCAAAGGCUUAUAAUGCCUACAUUUUAAUCUAUGUCCUUAAAAGUGCAGUGGAUGAGAUUUUGGGUGAUUGUGACCCAAUAAAGGAAAACUUUCAGAUGAUUGAGCGUUGUAAGUACCAAGAAAAGGUCUCUGAGACAAGAGCGCGUAUAAAGGAGAGGUUAAAUAAAUUCAUAAAAAUACGUGUGUUUGAAAGGGGGGAUUUUGAAAACUGUAGGUUCUUAGAUCAACCGUUUAUGGAAUGGACAGCUGGGAAAAUAUUGACCUUUGACAAAAAUACUCCAACAACCGAUGCUCUUUUAAGUAUCGCACAAAAUUUGAAUCAGAAUUUGUCUUCUGACAAACGUUUGUUGAGCAACUUCCAUAUAAUGGGAUUGAACCGUCAAGUUAAUAGGUUCUAUUGUCUUUCAGAUAUUAAAACUAGAGCAAAAAUCACAACAGACACACUUCAAGAGCUAGCUGAACUAAUAUGCAAAGAGUUCUUUCAGGUUUAUGACCCAACGCUUUAUAUACUCUUCGUUCCACGUACUCUCCCGAACGUGUUGCCAGAGGCACAUAGCUUGUUUGUUAUCAAAUAUUUUGAUAUUUUCUCCAGUGAACACUCCGACGAGAAUCUUAUUUGUAUAGAUCUUGUUUAUUUGUCUCCAGAAAGGCGAAUAUCACAGAUUUCCAAAUCUGUGCUUGAAAGGUUGAUAAAACUCAUGGAAUCUGGAAUGAUUGCAUCGUACAGGGUUGGUGAUUUGAAAAGGUGUGUAAACCACAUUGAACGAGGUGUAGAACUUAAUGAUGAGGAUUCUAGCAUAGAGAGAAUAAUGCAAGAAGAAUCACUUCAUCUUUGCUGGUAUUUAGAGCUUGCAAACAAUUAUGAAACAUUGGCGCCACAAAAGGUUCUUGGUGACCAACAAUUGUCUAAUGGAGAUAUAUUGAUUUGUAAUUUUAGACCAACUGAGGAAAUGAUGAAGGAAAUGAAUGAAAAGGAAAAUAAAUUUGGGUUGAAGGAAGAUUUCGAGGCAACUCAGCCAACAUUAACAGCAUCUUCAAAAAUCAAUCCUAUAUUCUUCUUUUCUCAAAAGUAUCUAGAUUCUAUCAAUUUAAAUUUCCGUGAUGUGUGUGUGUACGCCUCGGAAUUUGGCGAUAUGAGGGAAAAAUGGCAGAGCAGCUCAAUUAGGGAAAAAAUUGUCUCGGAAAAUAUCUUUAAUUUUCCAAUUUAUGAUUUCCCUAGCUUCAUAGAUUGCAAAUUAAAUAAAGUUAGGGUGAAAUUCAAGUUAUAUUUCCCAUUGGAAUCUUUAGCAACAUGGGUCAACUGUUCCAAUGCUUCAGUCACAGACUUUUCUCCAGUGCAAAAGAUGGGCGAAGCAACUCCAGAAGAUAGGAUGAAUGAUUGCGUGGUCAAAACCAUGGAUAUUGAAGUUGAUUUGCGUACUCCAUGCAAGCAUGUUUUGCGCUACGUUUGUUGGUCUAUGGACGUUGAUCCCUCCCAUGUUUUAGUUUACGGAAGCCCCCCUCAUUUAUCUGAAUCAAUAGGUGCAUAUUCAUUCUCUAUUGAUGAUUUUUGCCACCGUGAUCACUCGUUAGGAUAUGUUCAAAAACCAUUAUCUGAGCUUUUUUCAAAAUUGGGCACUAUUGUUGACACAAGAUCUGGAUCAGAUUAUGAUUAUGAUGGAAAUUCAUCCAAUGAUGAAUUAGCUGAGAAUAAAUAUGGCGAAAACUUAAUCUGUAUUUCAGUAUUACCAGAGCCAUAUUUAGAGUGGAAUAAAAAGGUUGAUGGCGAUGUUCUGAAUUUUGUUGGUCAAAUAUUUAACGAGAAAGUUGAAAUAGUAGCAUCGGUCAUGGGAAAAAUAUCAGCCAAUUCAAAUGUUAGGGAUCUUUGCAAUAUUAUAAAUUCCUCAUUUCAAAUGUAUACUAGUAAAAAAUUCAUCCUCAUAGAUUGUUUAAAUAGUGUGUUCGAUAUUGUUGACCCAGAAACACAACUGGUUGAACUUCCGCAAUAUAAAAACGCAAGCGUUCGUAAUCUAUUUGCUGCGCCCCUUAGAUUUAGCCCUGAUUGGACAAGUGAAGAAUAUAAACUAAUAGAAAGGAGAGAUUGCCUUCCGCUCACUGUUAUUCAUCAAACCCCGGAUCAUGAGUACUUUGGACACCCCUUCCAAAUUCUUGUAUCACCAAAUUGGACACUAGGUGAAAUAAAGUCAGCAAUCAAGGGAAAGAUCGAUAUUCAGAAAAAGGAAUGGGAUAGAUGGACAUUCUAUCAACUAGUAGAUGGGCACACACGCACGUGGAAGUCAAACGAUGACAAACUGGACUGGGAAGCUAAUGAUAUCAAACUGCUCGCAGAGCAUCCCAAGCCAUACGAAAAAUCACGUAACUAUGGUGUCAUGAAAAUCUCAUGA
Messenger RNA from Theileria equi strain WA, 4098 nucleotides. Its product is annotated as Ubiquitin carboxyl-terminal hydrolase family member protein. NCBI's taxonomy places the organism in Eukaryota, Apicomplexa, Aconoidasida, Piroplasmida, Theileriidae. The record is from RefSeq and is a predicted model, not a curated record. Gene Ontology annotation, cellular component: cytosol; nucleus. Bases 1 to 4098 code for a protein of 1365 amino acids. Gene Ontology annotation, molecular function: cysteine-type deubiquitinase activity; protein binding; cysteine-type endopeptidase activity. The transcript has a single exon. Gene Ontology annotation, biological process: protein deubiquitination.